GGUGGAUCCGGAGUUAAUGAGGGUGACAAUGUUGAUUGCACAUCAUUGUUUCUAAGUGAUGUUUAUGAUACCCAUGAUCAAGCUUGUAAAGCGGCAAAGGAGAUUGCCAUGAGUAAUAGUUUUUCCUUGAUAGUGGCAUCAGUCAAGAGAAACGUUGGAGAAGGCAAUCCGAGGAUCGAUAUGGAUUGCAACCAUGGUAGUAGGAGCAACUCAUAUACGUCUGAUCCCGCAAAGACAACACGGAGCAAAUCUACAACAGGCAAGUUAGGUUGUCAUUUUCGAGUGGUGGUGCAAUCCGUAAAAAUAGAUGGCAAGUGGAAGUGGAGAAUUCAUGGGAUUAAGUCGAGGGGAUUUCACAGUCACAGAUUGGAGGUUUACUCUGAGGGAAGCAGGCAAAAGAAUGCUCUUUCACAUGUGGAAAAAAUGAAUAUUAAGGAGUUGGAGGCAACACAUAUUCAGGCUAAAGAUAUAAGAAGUUUGCUCAAUAUGAAGUACGAUGCUCAUCACAACAUGACUCAGAUUUAUAAUGAGACAGCAAAAAUUAGGCGUGAGAGAUUGGGUGGGUUGAAACCUAUGCGGUGGACAUUGAUAGAAGCUCAACGUCUUGGCUAG
Linum tenue is the source of this 612-nucleotide messenger RNA. Lineage: Eukaryota; Viridiplantae; Streptophyta; Magnoliopsida; Malpighiales; Linaceae. The record is from the annotation of a GenBank genome assembly.